UCCGCCAUAGACAAUCAACAAACUGAAAAUGAAAAUGUCCGUCGUAAAAGAUACGUUCUAAUUUACUUUGUGAAUGUGUAAUUAAUUAUCGUAGCUUGCGAUGUGAAAUAUUUUAUAGUAUUUACAAUCCUAGAAGUGCUAAAUAGUUUCAAGAUGAUUGUUCAAGAACCCAUACAGGUUAUCGUUUGGGAUUGUCUCAAUAAUUAUGAGUUCGACAAUGCUAUAUUUUUGGCUGAGAGAUUACAUGCUGAAGUGGCAUCAGAGGAAACAUCAUUCUUGUUGGGAACAUGCUACUAUAGAGCUGGACGUGUGAAUGAGGCCCAUCAUUUGCUACAAAACACAUCAUUGUCAUUACCACAAUCUAGGUUUUUGCUAGCCAAAUGUUCAAUAGACUUAAAAUCGUACAAAGAUGCUGAAGUUGCAUUAGGAACAAAUCUAGACAUUGUCGCUUCAGAAUUCGGUGACCAAGCACCAUAUGCUCUGCAGCUUCUAGCUAAGGUAUACAACAUCACAGAACGGCGGAGUAAAGCAGCUGAAGCGCACCGGAAAGCACUAUCACUCAAUCCAUUCAUGUGGAAAUCAUUCGCCCAACUAUGUAACAUGGGUGAAAAAGUUGAUACAAAUCAAGUGUUUCAAUUAAGUAACACUGAAUUCACAUUUGGUGUAUCAACAUUAGUGAAUCUAGUCAGCAACUCUGAAAAUAUUUCAUUCGUCAACACUAACAUUCCUAAUAAUAAUUCUAAUUUGAAUGCCAAUGUCACACCAAAUAAUGUGGCUCCUAGGACGCCAAUGACUAUGUCAUCAAGUAUUACUCCAGAGACUCAAGCACCUGUAAAACGAAUGCAUAGCGUUUUCAGUGGUAUGGCGCCCAUACCAUUCUCUCCCUCAUUUGGCAUGUUGCCAAUGGAAGAAUCUCCUGUAUUAUAUACGCCAACACUUACCGAUUCUAAUGAGCAAAAAGCUAUACCGAAGAUAGUUAAUUCAUUACGAGCACAAAUGGGCCAACUCAAAGACGCAGUAUUCAGUCCUGCUCCUAGGUGUACUCUUGGACCAGCUCCUCGCCGGUCGUCCAGGCUGUUUAGUAAUAAUAAUAGCAGUUACUCGGUAAAGGAGAACAACAAAUCACCCAGCAGAAAGUUUGUGGCUCCCAAAAGCCCAUCUAGAAAAAAUAAACAAAGGACUGCCAAAAACAUGAAAACAAAUUCAGUUGACUCAAACGAUAGGAAUAAAAGCAUGGAUGUCACUCCUACACUUACGCCAAAGAAUUCCAAUGGUGUAGCGUUAUUGAAUGUAUUGAAGGAAUUAGGUGACGCAUAUAAAGCACUUGCUUUUCUUGAUUGUAAAAGUGCUAUCAAAUUGUUCCAAGACGCGACGCCUAAACAGUUGGCUUCGCCGUGGGUGCAGACGAUGAUCGCGCGCGCUCAUUACGAACUAGCGCAGUAUGAAGCAGCUGCAAAAAUAUUCUCUGAAAUACGGAAACAAUACCCAUGUCGCACAGAGGGAAUGGACAUUUACAGUACCUGUUUAUGGCACUUACAGCGAGAGGCACAACUUUCAGCUUUAGCUCAAGAAUUAGUAGAAUUGAAUAGAACUGACCCCAUUGCUUGGUUAGCAGCUGGCAAUUGUUUUUCGCUUCACAAAGAACGCGAAACGGCGCUCAAAUUCUUCAAGAGAGCUGUUCAGAUCGAUGGGGACGCGGCGUAUGCGCAUGCGUUGUUGGGACACGAGUAUGCAGUAGCUGAAGAGACUGAUAAAGCUUUGGCGAGCUUCCGGACUGCGGUCAGCAUUGAUCCUCGGAAUUACGUGGCCUGGUUCGGUAUAGCCACGGUUUAUGCGCGGCAGGAGCGCUGGAAACAAUCUGAAGUGCACAUACGUCGUGCGCUUAGCAUACACCCGCAUUCUGGAGUAUUGAGGUGUCAGCUUGGUUUGGCGCAAGCCGCUCUGGACAAAACCGACCGUGCUCUGGCUACCCUCGAACGAGCCGUCGCAUUAGACACAGAGAAUCCACUGUGCCGAUUCCAUCGAGCAUCGGUCCUUCUACGGGCGGGCAGGCCACAGGAUGCAUUAGCUGAUCUUCAUUAUUUGAAAGACAUCGCUCCAAGAGAAUCAUUAGUUUAUUAUUUACUUGGCAAAGUUCACAAUAAAUUAGGCAAUACACACUUAGCUUUGAUGCACUUCAGUUGGGCCACAGACUUGGACCCCAAGGGCACGGGUGGACACAUCAAAGAAGGUUUCGACCCCUCGAAGCAAGAGGACCCUUCGGAAAGAUCAUCGUAAUGUUGCUGACGAAUUUUAAAGGAUUGUAAGCGCGCCUGCAGUGUGCCGGCGGUGUAGUCAUGGUUGACUGAUCCCUUGUAAAUAUCGCGCUCACCUAUCGAACUCUCGAUUGACACCAAAUUCUUCCAAAUAGAUAGCUUUAUGGAGUCCGAUGGGUGUGUGGUGGCAUUUAGUCGCUGUAGUAGUAAGGGCGUUGUGGAAAUGUUUAUAUAGAGUAAGAUGUGGAUAUUCCUAAUAUUAUCCUAGUUUAUUAUAUAUCUUGUAUAGCUAAUAACUUCUAGAAUGGUAAAUAGGGAUUUUUAAAGAGAAGCUUUGAAAAUCUAAGACGCAGGGCCUUGAUCUCAUUGGGAAGUUCUGAAUUGAAUAUUCAAUAUUAUAAAUCAUUGACGUUAAAAGUAUUGUAUGCCAUAGAAAUUCGUGAUAAAUGUCGUUCUACUAGGCUGGAUAUUUGGUUCGUAGUACAUACAGUUAUAUUUUUAUAUAAAGGGACUUUAGUGAUCUCCCGCAAAUCGGUAGGUACAUAAGCUCUCCACCGCUGGCGGUGUACCAAUGACAGCUUUAUUUUGUCAACAAUCAUGUAGUAUCCUAUUAUAUUUUAUAUUAAAGAUAAGAAUUUUAAGACACCUUCAAAUCAAUUUGCAUGUAGACAUAUUUUGAUUCUCAUAAAGAAAAGUGACGAAAAAAAAUAUUUUUCCGCUUUGAAUGUUGUAGAGACCCCAUAAAUAAUAAUCAGUAACUUCAGAUAUAAGUGAUCCAACACUGACAUUGUGUACAGUAUACAAGAAUGUUAGUUUUUAGUACUUGUGAAAUUACUUUCGUGUGUGUACAUAAAAAAAAUAACAAAAAAACUAAAUAGCACUGUUUGUCAUUUCACAUCACCAAUGAAUUGCUCGCUCUGCUGAGACUUAGACCACCUCUAAUUAAAUGUAUGAACUUAUUGAAUAAAACUGAAUAUGUA
Ostrinia nubilalis (European corn borer) is the source of this 3235-nucleotide messenger RNA. RefSeq names its product cell division cycle protein 27 homolog (gene Cdc27). The record is from RefSeq and is a predicted model, not a curated record. NCBI's taxonomy places the organism in Eukaryota, Metazoa, Arthropoda, Insecta, Lepidoptera, Crambidae. The transcript has 4 exons. Gene Ontology annotation, cellular component: cytoplasm; anaphase-promoting complex. The coding region runs from base 154 to 2277 and encodes 707 amino acids. Gene Ontology annotation, biological process: metaphase/anaphase transition of mitotic cell cycle; cell division; protein ubiquitination. Gene Ontology annotation, molecular function: protein binding.